Exophiala aquamarina CBS 119918 is the source of this 2400-nucleotide messenger RNA. RefSeq lists its product as uncharacterized. The coding region runs from base 1 to 2400 and encodes 799 amino acids. The transcript has 3 exons. Gene Ontology annotation, biological process: exocytosis; intracellular protein transport; Golgi to plasma membrane transport. Lineage: Eukaryota; Fungi; Ascomycota; Eurotiomycetes; Chaetothyriales; Herpotrichiellaceae. The record is from RefSeq and is a predicted model, not a curated record. Gene Ontology annotation, cellular component: exocyst; membrane.
AUGCCUUCCAUGGCACCGUACAAAAAUGACAUGAAUAGCGUCCUUCAACAAAUUGUGACUUCAUCGUCAGAUGCAGAUACACUUGACCAGCUGAUCCCCUACAUCAAGGAUUACAGCUAUGGAAACAAAACAUCACAUCUGCUUGGACAGCUAUCAGACCUGGCAGCGGCCAGGGAGGCCGAAAUCGAAAGGCAAUGUAACACGAACCACCAAGAAUUCGUGAAAUCUGUCAACCAGUUGCUUCGUAUUCGCGAAGGAACAGUGACUUUGACGAAUGAGAUCCUGGAGCUGAACCAGUCCAUCCAAGCAAGUACAGAAAAACUGGUUGAGCAGAAGAAAGCUCUGGUGGAAUCUCGAGGUGUUAGGCAGAACAUCGAUGAGGCUAACCAUGCUUUACAAGAUUGCCUAGAAGUCCUUCGACUAGCGAAUCAAGUCCAAGAGCUUCGCGAUCAGAAGAAGCACUAUGCUGCUCUGAGGGCUUUAGACGAACUUCAAAGUGUUCACCUACAAAGCGUGACGCAGUAUCAGCUGAGCGAAAUCAUUCAAUCAUCCGUUCCGGCAACACAGAAAUCCAUCGCCGAAGCCGUCAUGGCUGAUCUGAACACCUGGCUAUUUCGCGUCCGUGAGAUGUCUCAGUACCUGGGUGAACUGUCCUUCUACCAUACGGAUCUGCGUCAGAAGAGACAGAAGGAGAGAGCCGAGAAGAACCAGUAUCUAGCCAAUUUUAGAUUGAACUCAGCCAUCGAACUUGUAGCCGACGAACGUGAGGAGCUGAAUUUGCUCAAGAGCGAGGACCUCGAAGUUGAUUUUACACCGCUAUUCGAGGCACUACACAUCCACAGAUCCUUAGGUCAAAUGGACAAGUUCAAGGCAGAUUACGGCGCCAGCCGAAAGGCGCAGCGAGAUUUGUUGCUACAAAACUCAAUAUCUCUCGUAGAUGAAGAGAUGGGUGACCUACACUCCUUGCUAGAAGACAUCGCAGGGUUUGCGAUCAUGGAGAGAGCAACAAUGAAGAAGGUGCCUGAUCUUCGGUCAACUACAGACGUCGAGGAAAACUGGGACUCGCUGUGCCAAACAGCAAUCAGUCUGAUGUCGAAAGCAUUGAGCGCAGUCGAUAAUGCGGAACACCUGCUGAAGAUCAAGAACUUGCUGUCCCUGUUCAUCCAGACGAUGAACUCAUUCAAUUUCAACACGAGCGCGAUGUCGAAGUUCGUCUUGGUCCUGUUCGACAGCUACGCGGAGCUCCUCGAGCAGCGAUUCAGCGAAGACUUCAUCGAGAUCGUGUCGACCGACGACUACAUGCCGAUGCCGAUCCAGAACGCCGAGGAGUUCGAAAAGGUCGUCAACGUCUCGUGGUACAUGCCGGACCGGCCGGUGCAGGAGAUGGCCUUCCCGACCGUCUUUCCCUUCUCGCAAAUGUACCCGCUCUGCUGCAUCGAUAUCCGAAACUUCCUAAACCAAUUCUACUUCUUCAACUCACAGGACGACGCGCCGGGACCGUUGUCCGCCAAAAUCGAUGCACAGCUCCUCACAUCUCUGGACGACCUUUUAACCACCAAAGUCUGCGCAAGCCUAGUCUCGAAGCUCUCGUCGCAAUACCUGGGCCAAAUCGUGCAGAUCCUCAUUAACCUCUCCCACUUCACGACGGCGUGCCACGAGCUCGAGUCUCUCCUCUCCACCGCCCGCGCCUCCUCCCUCACGCCCGGCCCAGCCGUGUCCCUGCGCGCGACCUCCCAAUUCUCCACCCACCAAAAGACGGCCGAGAACCGCAUCUUCGAGCUUGUGAACAGCAAGGUGUCCGACCUGAUCGAGACGGCAGAGUACGACUGGCUCAGCCGGGUACCACCGUCCGAGCCCUCCAACUACAUCCUCACCCUGACCCGCUACCUCGCCAACAUCAUCAACUCGGUGCUCCUCUCGCUCCCCUCCUCCCUGAAAGACCUCAUGCUCUUCAACGCGAUCUCGCACACUGCCUCCUCCAUCCUCUCCCUCCCAUUGAACCCCUCAGUCGAGCGCAUCACGACCACCUCCAUCUCCCAGCUCUCGAUGGACAUCUCGCACUUCCGCUCCUACGUGGAGACGCUCCCCAACAACUCGAUUCUACUCGAGUCGCUCGACGAGCUCGUCCAGACCGUCGCCCUCAUGUCCACCGACCAGCCGGACGAGUUCUACGACAUUUCGCUUCGUAAUAAGAAAUACCGCAACGUCGACCCGCUGAAGGGUCCGCAGCUGUUGGAGAAAGUCGUGCAUGUUGAUGUGCGGAGCCCGACACUGAGUGAUCGCGGAAGCAGUGGUGGAACCCAGAGCCCGGCCCUGAGCCACCAUGCCAGCACGGGGAGUAGAGCUCCCGGCAAUACGUUUGCGGCGCUGCAGAACCGCUUCAUGCACAGUGGAAGGUGA